This is a messenger RNA of Schistosoma mattheei, 1972 nucleotides long. The record is from the annotation of a GenBank genome assembly. NCBI's taxonomy places the organism in Eukaryota, Metazoa, Platyhelminthes, Trematoda, Strigeidida, Schistosomatidae.
AUGUUCAAUUAUAAUAGUUCAUUAAGAAUGAUACAAGUGAAUCAUUCGUUAUUUUUUCCUAUGAACAAUAAAGUUUUAACACAUUUUACAACUGAACCAGUUGAAAUUUAUUUACCGAGUAUUAUUACUUCAACUAUAUUACUUAUCAUUAUUUCUAUGAUUGGAACAAUCGGUAAUAGUCUUGUUGUAUGGGCAUUUACAAAACAAGUUAAACAAGAUAUUUGGACAGGGGAUACAACUGAUUGGAUAUGUCGUGCACAUUUAACAAUGAAAGGAUUUGUUGUACCUGUUUCAGCAUGUAUAUUAAUGUUGAUAGCAAUGGAAAGAUUUUUAUUAAUCUGUUUCAUUCCUGGUAUACAAAUGCAACGUACACAUAUUGUAUUAUCAUUAGUCAUUAUAUUUUGCAUUGGUUUAUUAUGUGCUAUACCAAUGGGAUUACAUGUUCGUGCAAUUGAUUUAUUUAAAGAACGUGAUGAAUUAUUAGAUUUAAAUACAUUGAAAUAUGGAUUAUCCACUAUGGAAAAUGAAGAAUGGCUUGAUCAAUUACGUGUUUCAAAACGAUGCGAUAAAGAUGACACAUACAUUAAUGACCAGUUAUACUGGUAUCAUCAAAUUUGUGUACUCCUGUUAUUUUUAGUAUUAUUUCUUGGAACAGCUGGUGUAUAUGCACUGAUCUUUCUAUUUGUCUGGAGGCAUGAAUCAUUUAUGUAUGAGAAAUAUGGUAAUCCAAAAAUGAAAGGCAAUUGGGUACGUAUACAUGCUACACCGAAUUCUUCAGGUGAUAUAAAUGAUUCCAAAUGGAAUUCAAUUAAAAAACGAAUAUCAUUUCGUAAAAAGUUAAAAGAAUCAAAUGAUUUACAAAAUGAACAAGAAGAUAAACAAAAUUCUAGUGUUUUUGAACAUGAAGAAAGACAACAAUUGGAACUUCAGGACCGUCAACAAUAUGGACAGAAUUGCUUUGAACAAUUGUCUAGUUUAUCAUUACCUCAGCCAUAUCUAAAACAACAAACUUUGGGAAUUCAUCAACCUCUAACAGAUAUGACAACAUCGACAAGUUUUGUCACAUCUAAUUUAGACAGAAUAAGUUGUGUGUGUUUAUGUGAAAGAGAUAAUAACAAUGGAUUGAUUAAUACUAGUCAGUGUUCAAUUCCUAAAGAUAAACUAUUCAAUGACAAUAAUACUGAUAAAGAUAAUGAAGAGUCACAUUGUUUAAAGCUACCUGGCAAUAAGAAAACCCAGUGUACUAUAGAAAUAAAUAAUCCUCAAUUAUCAAGAAUUGAAUUGUCAGCAGCUAAUCUAGAACGUAGACGUAAACCACAUGUACGUACAGCUCAAACAUUAGCAUUAGUUGCAGCAAAUUUCAUUAUAUCUUAUACACCAUAUCUUGUUUAUACAACAAUGCCAAUACAAAAAAGACAAGUAGUUCUUUUAAAAGAUAAACCACAUUGGACUAUUCAAGUAAGACGUAUACUAUUUUACAUGUAUUUCAUUAAUUCUGCAUUGAAUCCAAUCAUUUAUUCUUGUAUGAAUAGACAUUUUCGUGUUUGUAUAAUCAAGUUUUAUACAGACUUAAAGAUGAAAUUGAAAAGACAAAUAACAAGAUCAAUCAUAAAUGAUACUAAUCAUGAAUUAGUUUGUGUUGAAUUAUCACCUAAACCAACUGUUUCAAAUCAAUGAAAUUGUUUAAUAAACAAUAUAAAACAUAUCAUUUCUAUUUAAUUGAUUAUAGUUGAUCCAAGAUGAACUUUAUUUGAUGCAAUGGAUCCAAUUAGAUCAUUGAAUGAUUUCAAUGAAUCGAUUGGAUCAUUCAUUCAUAACUUUUAUUCUUAUUGUAUCUUAUUUAUGAAAUAUCAUCAUAUUCAUCUUAUUAUUAUUAUAAUUGACGUAAUAUUCUUUCAUAAAUGUAAGUACUUUUAAUUGUUAUAACUUGUGCUUUGUGCUCUGUUAAUGUAUAAUGUAGUGAUACCGCCAA